UCCCGAGUUACAGUUACUUUGUUUCAUUUCUGUGAAGCUCCUAACGAAGCAGAUCACCGACCUCGUUGCUCGUGAAGACUUGUGGAGAGGAGAGAGAUGUCUGUAGCAAGCAAAGAGCUGCAGAAGGCCUUGUGUCGUUACACCUCAGAUACGCUCACCUACGUCCACACGGUGAGGGAGUUCUGUGGGAGGUUCUCUGAAUGGAUGCCCAGGAGGGAGACUGAUGAGUUGAAAAAGAUGAAGGACAUCCAAAAAAGAGCUGAUAAAAUCAGCUUGGACCUGAGCCAUUUCACAAAGUCGGAGGACAAAGGAAAGGCCUUCAUGGAGUACAUGGGAAACAAGUUCACUGGAGACAGCAAGCGCGAGGAGCUGCAGAAGGAGCUGGCCGCAGUGUUGAAGGAUGUCCUGGAAGGUCUGGAGAAGCUGGACUGCUUCCUGGACGCGAUGGAGAAGCUGGCCGUCACCUCUAUGCACGUGUUCACGGAGAACGACAUGUUGAAACUCCCUGAAGAAAUCAGCCUGGCUCACGUUAGGGCCGUCAUCGACGCCGCGCGACGCAUCUGUCCGCUGCUCCUGGAGUUCAAGAGAGACGCAAGCGUCUUCUUCCUCCCAAGACUUCCGAACGCCGAUGUCAUGGCCUACCAGUUGGAACAAUACAUCCAGACCAGCAGGAAGAUCUGUGAGGAGAUGGAGAAGAAGAAGAGCUGCUUCAGUGACUUCAGCCUGAAGACGGUCCAGGAGGUGGCGGUGGAGCUCAGACGGGGUCUGACUGAGAGGAACAUACGGCAGAUGCUUGAUCACAUCAAUCAGCUGGAUGACAUCAGGAUGGACACACACUUCCGGAUGGUGUUCUUGUUCCAGAAGGACUCGUAUCGUGGUUUCAUGAAGGAGUUCAGCGAGCGCGAGCCCAGGAUGCUGCGGUUGCUGACCGAGCUGGAGGGAAACGCGGUUCAGUUGGACCGGAUGAGUAAAGGAGCGAAGAUCUCCAGUGUGGCGGGCAGCUCGGUGAGCAUAGUCGGGGGCGUGCUGUCCAUCGUCGGUGUGGCGCUGAUCCCUGUCACGAUGGGAGUGUCUCUCGCUCUGACCAUGACCGGCCUCGGCUUGGGGGUCACCAGCGGGGUCAACAGCCUCGUCACGACCACCACCGAAGUGGGAGUCAACCGCACGCAGCAGAAGAAAGCCGGGGAAGUCCUCAAAAGCUUCAUGGAGGAUGUGACGAAACUCCAGGGCUCUCUGGAGGAGGUGACCAGACAAGCCAUCUCCAAAAUGGAGGCGACUGAGAUUGAUCCCUCUAACGUGGGAAUGGCGCCUUUUACGGUUGGUAGCGGUUGCAAAAAGAUCCAUUCCUUCACACGCAAUUGCUCGGCUGUCAAGGUGUUGAAGAGUGAAGAUCUGAUCUCCGGUGCUGGUAAAGUUCUGGCUCAGGAGGGUAAAGCUCUACGUAAGGUCCCGCGGUCUCUGGCUGCCUCCAAGAUGGCCAGAUUCGGCCUCGUGUCCAACGUCUUCUUCAUCGGGGUGGAUAUCUUCUUCAUCUGCAUGGACAGCAUUAGCCUGGCCAAAGGCAGCAAGACCAAGGUGUCGCAGUUCAUCAGGGCCCGAGCCGCUCUCUGGAGCUCAGAGAUGAGCUCGUGGAAGAAGAUCCACGACUCCCUGCAUGAAGGGCUGCUGACGUUGCGGAAGAAGAAGGCGGUCCUGAAGACACUGUUUUAUCGGGAUGCUGAGCCGGAGGACCAGAGAGAGACGGAGGGGGGACGUCAGACUCAGGCGGUGGAGAAAAAACAGAAGGUCAAAAGAACGCCUCGGACUCCCCUUGGAAGAGCUGGAGGAAGGAAGGAAGGAAGGAAGUCUGGGCAUCUCUGUUAAGACUGCUGCCCCCGCGACCCGGGAACGGAUAAGCGGCGGACGAUGGAUGGAUGGAUAUACUGUUUAUAUUUCGUAAUUAUAUGUUUUUUGCACUUUUUUUACCCUUUCCCUGCAUGUGUGUAUUGAGUGUACUGCUGCUGCACAAAGUGAAUUUCCCCAUUGAAGGAGAGAUAUAAAGGGCAAUCUUGUCUUAAUUUAUAUACCACAGCUUCUAUUCUAAACUUUAUCACAGCAUAUCAUUCCGCGUCAGGAAAGCAUGCAAAACAUAUCCAUGACAACUAACUGUAACAUAUUUUUGGACGGUUACAGCAGGUAGCAAAAAGUAGCUGGUGUUAAAGUUUAUUUUUUCAUUUUCGUUAACAAUUCAUUUGGCAUGUUCACGGUAAACUUUGAUCCCCGGGGAGGGCUAACAAUGGAUGAAUGGAUUGACGAGUGCCUGUCUCCAGAAAAAAAGACGAGCAAAAGACGACUUGUGGAGCUGGAGAAAUGGGACUCUUUUUUUCCACAGUGGGGAUAUUUUUACUGGAUCAUAUGUAUUUCUGAUUAAUUAAAAACUACAUAAAAUAGAUUGUGUAUUCCUCUUUCAUAUUUACAUUAUUGGUAACCGUUUUAUAAAAGCAAUACAUUACUUGACGUCGGGUCGGAGACACCCUUAGCUGUGUGAUUGUAUACCAUGGUCUGUCUUGAUGUAUUGCUUACAUAUUAAUAUUUGAUUUAUAUUAUAUAUAUUAAACUCUCCCACUCUGUUAAAAACGUCCUGUGUUUAUCUUCAUAUUUUCGUUUGGCCGUGCAUUUUUCCCUGCCAUU
Cololabis saira (Pacific saury) is the source of this 2670-nucleotide messenger RNA. RefSeq lists its product as uncharacterized. Lineage: Eukaryota; Metazoa; Chordata; Actinopteri; Beloniformes; Belonidae. Bases 97 to 1863 code for a protein of 588 amino acids. Gene Ontology annotation, biological process: lipid transport; lipoprotein metabolic process. Gene Ontology annotation, molecular function: lipid binding. Gene Ontology annotation, cellular component: membrane; extracellular region. The transcript is spliced from 5 exons. The record is from RefSeq and is a predicted model, not a curated record.